UUAAUUAAUUUAUUUAUUUAUUUUUAUUAUUAUUAUUUUAUUAUUAUUUAGUUAAACUCAGGAAUGUGUAAAGUCCCGGUCCACACUCCAUAUCAGUAGGUGGCGGUAAUACACCAAAAAGUUGUUUGUCAACCGCCAUAAAACAACACAAAGAAGAAGAAGAAGAAGAAGAAGAAGACGAAGAAGAAGAAGAAGAAGACGAUGACGCAAUCAAACCGUGUCCGAGGCGCGCUGUUUGACCAGCCAUAACAGUUAAAGUUGAUUUCGUUGGAGAAGUAAAAAAAAGUUGAACACUGGGUCGUAAUGUAUACUUUAGGAUUGUUACCGACAGCAAUAAUGUAUCUUCACGAGUUGAAACGCAAUUAAGAAUUUGCUGUUAAUACUAGCAGGAAUAAGUUAGUUAGCCAACAAGCUAAUAAGUUAGCCAGCAGGCUAACAUCAAAUAGUUUAUCACGUUAGCUAGCUUACCUGCACAUAAUGGAGGAUAACUCGUCUUGUUCUUCCAUGGCUGCUCUCUCUCAGCCGUCUUUCCUCCAGAGGACAUUGGAGCGGUUAUCCUCCGCUCAGUGUGUCAGAGUAAACAGUGACGCUGCUCCGGUAGCUGUCAUCGCUCUGCAGCGGUACUUAUCGGAGCAGCCUGCGGGGCAGCAGCAGCAUCAGCCGGACAGUUACAGCUACGACGUGACGGUCACUGACGGAGUCUGGCGAGCCAAAUGCUUCCUCCACACUGGUUUAAAUCACCUGGUGCACACUAACACCUUGAGGACUGGGAGUGACGUCAGCAUCACGCAGUGCUCCUUUGUUUACAACGAGAAGAGGCUGGGACACGGUUACAUGUGCCUGGAGAAGAUCAGGUGUGUUGCAGAGAGGUCUGCUCUUCUGGCAAGAAUAAAGGAUGUCAGCUCUCUGCCCAUGUUGGUCAGACAUGGCAUGGAAAACAGUUUGGUGCUGCGGAGUGAUGUUCCUCUUCAGGUGAGUCGCAAACAUUACCUGUCCCUGUGGAACAACGAGGACCCAGAGGGAGACAUCUGGACUUCAGGAUGUCCCCCAUCUGACACAGUUCUGGACGUGUCCAAGAUUACUCUUCUUUGUAAUCUGGAGUCAUGCUUUAAGAACACAUGGAAACCUCUCCCUCUCCUUGUGAAGAUAAUACACAAAUCCAGAUUACGGUAUUAUGGGAAGUUUGGGAGCAGGAUUGAAUAUCCCUACCAGGCAUACUUUGAAGUUGCUGACCAGAGCGGGACGAUGUCCCUGGUGCUUUGGAACGAACUUUGUCCAGAGUUUUUCCAGAGACUGAAAGUCGGCACCGUGUUGUACAUCCAAAAUUUCUCCUUGAAGCAGAGUUAUUCAAACCGAUCACACCCACAAAUGGACUAUAGCAGAAUGAAGACCUUUAACUCUGUAGAAAUCUGCCUGAACCCUCGUAACCCUGCUUCAGUCAUCACGGUGAUCUCACCAAAGAGUGUCCUGCCUCAGUGGGGGCUGCCUGAGGUUUCCUACCAGUUCAGCACCAGGUCAGAGUUGGAAAAAUUAUCCAAUAAUUCUGCUUGUGAUGUCAUCGGUUUGGUGACAUUUGUUGGUCGUGUUGAAAGAGUCCGGAGUAAAGGGAACACUGGUACAGAAAAAUACUGGACGUAUCGAUGGAUCCACGCAGUGGAUGGAACAUCUGAUCGUCCAUUCAUCUUGGAGGUUUUUUCCUCUUCCCAACCACAAGUCUUUAGUCGUAUCUGCCCAAUGAGCUACCUGGUGUGCACUCAGAUGAGGGUUUGUCGAGUGGAAGGCUCGCUGCCGUACCUCACCAGCAGCUGUGAGACGGAGAUGUUCAUCACAGGCUACCACAAAGGACAGCCAUAUGUGAGUGACCCCAGAGUAAAGAGCUUCAUCCAGUGGACCAAAACCCUGAAGGACAACGUUGUCCUCCAGAAGACUUGUGUUGGGGGUCACUACUGCUACCCUCGGCCCCCACACACAUACACUCAGUCCAUGGUAGACUCCUCAGCUCAAGCUCCUCUGGUGGCUGCUGCUGACUUGAAGAAGGAGUUGGAGACGCUGCAGUACCGGGAACACAAGAGACUCGCAAUUCAGGGACAAAUCAUGGCAGUGAGGUACAUGAAACACCCAAAGACCACAGAGCCUCCAGGACCAGAAGAGCAAGAGGCGCCUGUUGUUUCUCCUGAUGCUGGACCAGACAAUCAUCCAUCAACAGCUGAGCAGACUCUGGCUGCCAGUGAGACAUCUGAGAAAAUCUCAGCAAGCAGAGGGAAAAGAAGAAUUCAGAAGAGAAAAGCCACGCAGUCCUCCUUGAAUCAUGGUAGCGUGUCAGCUAAAAGGAGACAUAAAGAUAUGGAGGAAGGACCGGAGCUGGAGGAAGACGAGGAUGACUCUGGUUCUGAGGAGACUCAGGAUGUGGAGCCUCAAAAUCAAGACUCUGAUGUCAUUUCCUGGGAGAGCAGCAGUUGGCUGAAGCAGCAGCAAGAAGUGUCUGAACAUCUGAGUGGAGGCGGUCUGUACGAGGACAGCUUGUCUCUGAGAUUCACGCUGGACGAGAAGAACGUCGUCCUGCAGCGCAGCAACCUGCAGCCGGGACGCUGGAGCCCCGAGCAGAGCCCCGACCCUGCCCCCCCGGGGGUCUGUCCAGGAUACUACACAGUUACAAUACUAGGCAUAAACAAACAAAUAGCCGUCGAUGCUGCAUAUUUUCCUGUUGUGAGCUCAGAUGAUCCGCGGGCUGUUGGUCUCCCUCAGGAUCCUCACAGCAACACGCUGCUGUCCUGCCUCUCAGCAGGCUUCCUCUGUCCAAUCAGAGGCUCAGCACCUCCUCAGCCAGAGGAGGUGCUGGCGACUGCCGGGGAGCUGGAGGACACACAUGUUGUGUGCAUCUUGGACCUUUGCCAUCUGGGUGGAGAGAAGGUGGAGGUCCUGAUCAACAAGGUGUACCGAGUGACUGAAGUUUCUCUCGACUAGGAGUUACAGGAGCUUUGUAAUUAUCAUUGAUAAUGUUAUUAAAGAGUUAUUUUGGUUAUAAAGAGCAAAGGUUUUUAGACCAAACCUCAAUUUAAUAUUUGUAAAUUAUCUGUUUACCUGUGUACAGAAUUAAAUGCUGAAUCCUUGAGAUUAUGCUUUCUAAA
This is a messenger RNA of Centropristis striata (black sea bass), 3128 nucleotides long. It is a transcript of the gene radx, whose product is annotated as RPA1 related single stranded DNA binding protein. Lineage: Eukaryota; Metazoa; Chordata; Actinopteri; Perciformes; Serranidae. Gene Ontology annotation, biological process: regulation of DNA repair. The transcript is spliced from 15 exons. The record is from RefSeq and is a predicted model, not a curated record. Gene Ontology annotation, cellular component: replication fork. Gene Ontology annotation, molecular function: single-stranded DNA binding. Bases 478 to 2964 code for a protein of 828 amino acids.